AUGGCUCCCACCAAGCUCAAGAUCAAAGGCAAUAAAGCCUUUUCACUUUUAUCUACAAUUGAUACAGAUGAAGAUUUAUCAAAAACUUGGCGUUUAAUGACAAAGGUUAAAGACGCUUUAGAAUAUGGAAUGCGGUUGGAGAAUUUAUCUUGGCGUUUAUGGUUUAUACAUCAUCUUACGGUUCACGACCAAAAAACGCAAACACAAUUUAAAAAGCUUUCAUCGGCUACUACAGAAAAAUUGGAAACCGAAAAAACGACAAAACUCCAAAAUUUAACGGCCCCAAGUUAUCGACCAAAAAAUAAAAUCGAUUUUACUAAAGAUGAAAAAAUUAUUGUUACUACUCCCACUUCAUCAUCAUCAUCUUCUUCUGUUACUGUUAAUAAUCGAAUAAUGACUGAUUCCAAUUUAGAUAGAGUUAAUGAUAAUAGUAAUGUGGUUAUGUCCGUUGGUGGUCACGAUAAUUCAACGGGACUUACUUCUCCUAUCGAAGAUAUGUAUGACAUAAGCGAUAUUAAUAGCCAUCAAGAAUACGUUUUACGUCAAUAUACAAAUGAUCAAGACCCCUUCCAAGUUAUUUCAUUACCUGGUUUUGUACGUUUCGGUCCAGCUCAAGCAUUAUUACAUCCUAAUCAUCCACCUAUAAUGCAAAUAGAUCUAGAUCAACUUAUAGGAGUUUAUAGUAAUUUUCCAUCAUCAUCUGAUUCGUCCGGACCAAACUCUCCAAAUGAUCUCGAAUGGUACAACAAUGAUCUUUUAGCUCAUGACGUUGUAUCUCAACCGACGACUUCUACUAUGGCUAGACAAAAUAUACAAUAUCAUCAUCAAAUGUCAACUCUUUCAUCAAAUGAUCAACAACUUGGUGGUAGAACAACAACAGGAAUUCAUAAUCAUGGAGCUGUUUACGUUCCUAGAACGGUAGAAAAUUCACCCGUUAAUCCUACGCCAAUUAAUACCACCAAUUUAACCUUAUCAAUGAAUAAUACACCUCUUAAUACACCUCUUAAUACGCCACUCAAUACGCCACUUCACACACCACUUCAUACACCUGUUAAUGGAUUACCGAACAAUAACAUAUUAAAUGGAGUUUCCAAUUCGGGUCUUAUAUAUAUGAAUCAAUAUUCUACCAAUACUAAUAAUCAAACUACAAGCAACUCAAAUUCUUCAAUGCAACAAAAUCCUUCAAAACAGAAUGCAUCAACGUCAUCCUCAAACUCAUCAUCAUCUAAUUCAUCAUCUAACUCAUCAUCUACAUCCAAUACUUCAACUUCUACCACUAACACUGCUAAUACUUCUUCCUCUUCUACAAUUGCCGUUCGUCCUUCUACGACGACAACAUCAUCAUCUACAACAACUUCUUCCGAAAACAGACCCAAAAAGACACAUUCUAGUGGUGAACAACAAUGUUUUAACUGUGGUGUUACUUCAACUCCACUCUGGAGACGAUCUGCUAACGAUGAACUUUUAUGUAACGCUUGUGGUUUAUAUCUAAAGUUACAUAAAAUGGCACGUCCAAAAACUAUGAAACCUCAUAUUGUUCGUAAAGAUGCACGAGAUGAUGAGGCAACCCAACCCGUUUGUUCAAAUUGUGAUACAAUGACUACUCCUUUAUGGAGAAGAGAUGAAGAGGGACAAACUCUUUGUAACGCUUGUGGUCUUUAUUUCAAAUUACAUCAUGAGAGACGUCCAUUGUCAAUGAAAACCGAUGUUAUAAAGAAACGUCAACGUUAUGAAAAUGGACAAACCCCAAAUCGUCGACCAGGUAAAAAGCAACGAACAAAUGAAGAUAAAGAUGGUGUUACCACUGCUUCAUCAGCAACAAAUUCUAUGGGAAUUCCUUCAAGUUCAAAUGGAUCCAUGACAAUUCCACAAAAUUCAACUACCAAUACUUCAAUUGGUGUUAAUCCAACAAUUAAUGGAUCCAUUGCGGUAGGUCAAACUUCCGCCCCAUCUCUUUCUACUGUUCGUCAGGCAUCAACUUCUUCAAUUGUUUUAUCUCUUUACAAAACUUUACUUAAGAUUACAGAAUUAUUUCCUGAAGCUAUACACCGGAAAUAUUUAUUUUACGCAAUAAGAGAUAAAUUUAGAUACAGAAGACAUGAAACCUCAGUGACCAAUACCGUUAAAUUUUUAGAAGAAGCUAAAGAGUGUCGAAACACCUUAUUAAAUGCACUUAAAGGUGAUAAAGUAGCAUUUCAACAUAUUGACGACUUAGCAUGGGGUAGAAAGGGGAGACUUCAAGCUGUUUUAACUUUGCUUCGAACCAAAAAAUGGAAAACUAAAACGAAAGCAAAUGUAGUUUCAGAUAUAAGAAGUAUGGAAUCACGAAAAAAAGAUCCACAUCCAGCAUAUAAAAUACCUCUUGAUCGAAGAUUAUAUUCACCACCUAGAAUACAAUUAAGACUUAAACCUCCAUUUCGAAAAGUAAAAAAACAUCCUUGGCGUAGUGGACUUAUUAGACAUAAAGUAACUACUCAAUUAGGUUAUAGAUUUUGGAGAACAAGAGGUUGGAAACAACCAGUUUGGAUUUCAAUGAUGAUGAAGAAACGUAUGGCUCAACAUCAAAAGAAAAUUAAUCGUUUUAAAGUUUUAGAAUCAUAUCUUGAAAUGAUUAAAGUAGAAGAAUCAGUAAUGAAACGAUUAGAUCGAAAUUUAUCCAAAGAUGUUGAAGGAUUUGGUAAAUAA
Molecule: messenger RNA, 2685 nt
Organism: Diversispora eburnea
Lineage: Eukaryota; Fungi; Glomeromycota; Glomeromycetes; Diversisporales; Diversisporaceae
Source: the annotation of a GenBank genome assembly